GACCCGAUUUUCAGAAUAUAUAAAUAUGGAUACCAUGUUUGAUAAAACUUAUAUUGGGGAAAAUUUAUUGAAAAAUUAACGGAAAAAAAUGAAAAAUUCUCUUUUCCGAGCAUGGGCUUUUCUUAUCUGGGCCGAGAAGUAAGACAGUACCUAUAUAAUCAGCCAACCCUAAAUCCUAAUUCUCUCUCCGUGCUUUGUCAAAACCCUGUGAAAAAUUCUUCGCAGUAUCAGCGCUGACGUACUGUUCAAGGAUUCAUCGCUAUCAUGACUGCAGAAGCUGUGAACCCUAAAGCCUACCCGUUGGCAGAUGCCCAGCUCACCAUUACUAUUCUUGACUUGGUUCAGCAAGCCGCUAACUACAAGCAGCUCAAAAAGGGUGCUAAUGAAGCAACUAAGACCUUGAACAGAGGGAUUUCUGAGUUCGUUGUGAUGGCGGCUGAUACUGAGCCACUUGAGAUCCUUCUCCACCUCCCCCUUCUGGCUGAGGAUAAGAAUGUGCCGUAUGUUUUUGUCCCGUCUAAGCAAGCUCUUGGUCGUGCAUGUGGAGUUACCCGACCUGUUAUUGCCUGUUCUGUUACUAGCAAUGAGGGGAGCCAACUGAAAUCGCAAAUUCAGCAGUUGAAGGACGCAAUCGAGAAGCUCUUAAUCUGACCGUGUUAAAGAAAUUUACAGCAUGAUGGGCCUCUGGAGCAAACCCUGAGGCUUUGACUGAGCGGAGAUUGAUCCUACACAUGAUUGUCUCAAUGUCUGUUUAGAGUUUUCCCAUCUGUAUCGUUAUUCAUGGAGAGCCUUAUGUACCAUUGGAUUAUGAAAUUUGAGGAGACUGAUUCCGUUGAUUUCUAUCGUGGAUUCAUAAUAUUAUGUGGGUUUUUNUUU
Molecule: messenger RNA, 876 nt
Organism: Striga asiatica
Lineage: Eukaryota; Viridiplantae; Streptophyta; Magnoliopsida; Lamiales; Orobanchaceae
Source: the annotation of a GenBank genome assembly